Messenger RNA from Beta vulgaris subsp. vulgaris (sugar beet), 3026 nucleotides. RefSeq names its product GDSL esterase/lipase At5g03980. Bases 1586 to 2722 code for a protein of 378 amino acids. The record is from RefSeq and is a predicted model, not a curated record. NCBI's taxonomy places the organism in Eukaryota, Viridiplantae, Streptophyta, Magnoliopsida, Caryophyllales, Amaranthaceae. The transcript has a single exon. Gene Ontology annotation, molecular function: hydrolase activity, acting on ester bonds.
UUCGCUGUAUCAAGGACUUCGUGAAGCAUUCAAUAGAGAGAUUAGAUUUGUCCAAAUUCGAUCAGACUGUAAAGAACUAGUUCACGCAAUCGACAGUCAACAACAACCAUUCGAAAUCUCCGUUCUAGUCCAUGAUAUUAAAAUGCUACGUCUAUGUAGUAGGUUUAGUUAUUGCAUUAUUAGUAAGGUAAGCCGGCAAGAGGUCGCUCCAGCUCAUGAGCUAGCCACCGCAGCCAGAUUUGGUAACUUAAAUCUUUAAGUUUAUGACUGUUUGUCCUUGUCGUCAAAAAAAAUGUUGUUGCAUCUAUUAGUGAAUUAUUUCCAUGAAUAAUGUCAAAGGGAGUGUUGAUUCCACUUAUGCAUUGAACUUGAAAUUAAUUCUAUGGAUACCGAUACAUAGUACAGUACGCUAGAAUUUUGAUUUUUUAAUAAAAUCGCUACUCUAAGUAGUGGAUAAUACCAAUAAUGUUUCACUGAAGUUGACCGCUGUUUCAGAUAGCGGUGAUAUUGUGUCCCUAAGACAAGCUAUAAGAGACGCAUAUAAAUCGCUACUUAGAUUAGUGGUUCAUUAUAGAACAUAACCAAUGCAAGAGAAAAGGGGAAAAAACGCGCCAUGUAGGCGUUGUGUGCCCGCGCACUCGGCUUUCGCGGCACUCUCCUUUUCUCUUCUUGGCAAUUUACGGUAUAAACCGCUACCGUCAAUAGCGACUUAAAUUUAACCGCUACUCACGUUGGCGUUGUGCACCUCGCGCACUCGGUUGCUUUGCCAACAGUAUAUUAAAAAUAUUCUCACGUGCUGUCUUAUCUGGACAGUAUCCAUAAAAUUAAUUUCAAGUUCAAUGCAUCCAAGGAAUUAAUACUCUCUUUGACGUCAUUCUUGAAAAAAUUUCACCUACUAUUACAUGUUUGUAAUGUGAAAGAGUUCUUAAAAAAAAUUUUUUUACUAUAUAUUGACCACCUUUUGAAAUACUCUUAUUCCCUUGGUCCUAUGUUAGUUAUUCCACGUGUUUUUUUUUUUUUUUUUUUUUUUUUUUUUUGCAGUUUCCCCAUACACAUUUUUCACAUGUUGCUAAAUAAAAAAUUCAAGAAAUGUUUUUAAACUUUAUAGAAAAGAUUAUACUAAUUAAAAUAUAAAUUCCAACUACAUUACAAUUUACAAAGUGGUCUGUUAGACUAUUAUUUUGAAACAAUUUCAAAUAUAAAUAUACCCUUUAUUAACCUUCUUUAAUUUUGAUUGUUGUCCCAACAAUAUAAGCUUGAAACUUUAUCAAGAAGUGCAUUGUUAUUAGGAGUGUACUUGUCAUUGCCACGUACUUUUUGCUAAAGCUUAGAGUUUCCCUCACGUCAACUAAUUUAUACUCUCUUAUUCCUAUUUGUCCUAUAAUUAUAACAACAUUAAGCAACUUUAACUAUAUUCCUAUUCCAAAUUGUAGUCGGAUUAACCAGGUGAUCUAGAGUUCGAAUCCUAAUCGUAGCAAUUAACAAACCAGCCUAUAAAUAUACAGAGGCCUGCCCUCUACAGUCUACAUUCUCUCUGUUUAAGCCCUCCUACUCAUAUACAUUAUACAUCCCAUCCAUCAUCAUCAUGGCUAAGAGAUGCAACAUCCUCGUUCUUCUUCUUCAUCUAUGCCUUUAUCUUCUUCCUGUUGUUGUUCCUGCUUCAGUUAAUAUCAAUAUUCCAGAUUCUGAAAAACUGUCCUUUGAUCAAAUCUAUCAGUUUGGUGACUCCUUAAGCGAUACCGGCAACCUUGUUCUUGAAAAUCCACUAGGAGCACACAAUUUUGCCAACUUUCCUUAUGGUGUUACAAUCCAUCAUCCUACUGGUCGUUGCUCUGACGGCCUUCUUAUCAUCGAUUAUUUCGCUAAAUACUUCCAUCUCCCACUCCUUAGUCCCUUUCUUGAUAAACAGGCCAACUUCACACAUGGUCUUAACUUCGCUGUGGCUGGCUCCACUGCUCUAGACACCGCUACUCUAGCAUCUCUAAACGUACUUUCACCUGUUACCAAUUCUUCUUUAUCUGUUCAGCUUAACUGGUUUAAGUCUCAUCUUGAAUCAACCUGUGGUAGUCCUUCAGAAUGUGAAAACAAACUCCGAAGAUCAGUGUUCUUCAUAGAGACAGGAGGUAAUGAUUACAAUUAUGCGUUACUUCAAAGGAAGACUAUUGAAGAGGUGAAAGAUAUGGUGCCUCAAGUGGUUGAAACUAUUAAAGAAGCUGUCAGAAAAGUUAUCAGUCUUGGUGCAACUCGAGUUGUUGUACCUGGUAACUUUCCUAUUGGUUGUUUACCCAUCUAUCUUGCUUCAUUCGAAACAAAGGACACGAAUCAAUACGAUGAUUUGAAGUGUUUGAAGGGAUUGAACGAAUUUGCCAAGUUUCAUAAUGAUGUCCUGAAACAAGCUCUUAGGGAGAUUCGAGCAGAGUAUGCUGGCAAGAAUGUUGCAGUGGUUUAUGCAGACUAUUAUUCAGGUUUAAGGCGAAUUCUUUAUAAUGCAGAUGCUUUCGGGUUCAAGAAAGAUGAGAUACACAAAGCAUGCUGUGGAUCUGGUAAGAAUGCGUACAAUUUUGAUUUGAUGAAGAUGUGUGGAAACAAAGGAGUUCCAGUUUGUCCAAACCCAUCUCGACUCGUCAGCUGGGAUGGAAUCCAUUUGACUCAAAGGGCAUACAUGCGCAUGGCUCAACGCUUGUUUCAGCAAAUCAUUCCACAAAUCUUACAAGUUGUUUGAUGAGUUAUUAGAAAAUAGAAAGUUAUGUCUUUUAGGAAGUUUUUUUUCUAUUAAUAUGUAAUGUUUAGUUAUAUUCUGUCAGUUGUCACAAGAAAAUACAGUUCAUGUUAAUUUACAUAUUCUGAGUAUCAAAUUCUGUAGGAGCUAGUUUCUUUUCCUAUAUAAAGUAAUGUUUAGUUAUGUUCAUUUGUCCAAGGAAUUCAUUCAACUAGAGUACUAAAUUUUGUUUCCUAGAGUUGUAAUUAAUGAAGUCUUAACUACUGCUUCUUCACUAACAUAUGAGCCCAUUGCAAAGAAGAUUCUU